AUGAAAGAAACUCGUAGCAAUCAAUCAGAAACAGUUUCAUGUUCAUCCAAAAGUUUAAUACAGGUUCCUAUUAAUUUGAGAGAUAUUAAUUUUGAUAAAUUUGAAUUAAUGAUUAAAAGUUUAUUUAAUCAACUUCAAAUUUUACAUCUCACAACAAAUUAUGAUGGAACAUAUUUCGAUGCACAUCGAUGGGAACAAUUAAUAUUAUCUUUUAUGCCUAAUUUACGUAUUUUCCAUUUUGAACAUAUUAAUCCAAUAGAAAAUAAUACUGAUAAUAAUCAGUUGAUAUAUGAUUCCGUAGUUAAUCGAUUUUGUUCUUUAUUUUGGUUCAAUCGAAAAUGGUUCUUUGAAUAUCAACUUUAA
Molecule: messenger RNA, 363 nt
Organism: Rotaria sp. Silwood2
Lineage: Eukaryota; Metazoa; Rotifera; Eurotatoria; Philodinida; Philodinidae
Source: the annotation of a GenBank genome assembly